AGUUCAUGGUUCUGGCAGCCCCAGUCCCACGCUUUGGAAGCAUGUCAAUCCAGGAGAGCAGUCUACCCCAGCAGCUCUGGUCAUGGAUCUCUCGGUCACAGAAAGACUUAGUAAAGUCUGUCCUAACUGGGGCUCCAGGAGGGCCAGCAGGGUACCUGAGGCGUGCUAGUGUGGCUCAGCUGACCCAGGAGCUGGGCACCGCCUUCUUCCAGCAGCAGCAAUUGCCGGCCGCUAUGGCAGACACCUUCCUGGAACACCUCUGCCUGUUGGACAUUGACUCAGAGCCUGUGGCUGCUCGUAGCACCAGCAUCAUUGCCACCAUUGGGCCGGCAUCACGCUCGGUGGAACGCCUCAGGGAGAUGAUCAAGGCCGGGAUGAAUAUUGCACGACUCAACUUCUCUCAUGGUUCCCAUGAGUACCACGCACAGUCUAUCGCCAACAUCCGGGAGGCAGCUGAGAGCUUUGCAACUUCGCCACUAAGCUACCGGCCUGUGGCCAUAGCUCUGGACACCAAGGGACCAGAGAUACGCACUGGGAUCCUACAGGGGGGCCCCGAGUCCGAAGUGGAGAUUGUGAAGGGCUCCCAGGUGCUGGUGACUGUGGACCCGGAGUUCCGGACCCGGGGGGACGCGCACACCGUGUGGGUGGACUACUCCAAUAUCAUCCGGGUCGUUGCAGUCGGGGGCCACAUCUACAUUGACGACGGGCUCAUCUCCCUGGUGGUCCGGAAAAUCGGCCCAGAGGGGCUGGUGACAGAAGUGGAGAAUGGAGGUGUCCUGGGCAGCAGGAAGGGAGUGAACUUGCCAGGCGCUGAGGUGGACCUGCCUGGGCUGUCUGAGCAAGAUGUCUUGGACCUGCGCUUCGGAGUGGAGCAUGGUGUGGACAUCGUCUUUGCCUCCUUUGUGCGGAAAGCCAGUGAUGUGGCUGCAGUCCGGGCUGCCCUGGGGCCGGAAGGACAGAGCAUCAAAAUUAUCAGCAAAAUCGAGAACCAUGAAGGUGUGAAGAGGUUUGAUGAAAUCCUAGAAGUGAGCGAUGGCAUCAUGGUGGCACGGGGUGACCUGGGCAUCGAGAUCCCAUCUGAGAAGGUUUUCCUGGCUCAGAAGAUGAUGAUUGGGCGCUGCAACCUGGCAGGCAAGCCUGUUGUCUGCGCCACACAGAUGCUGGAGAGUAUGAUCACAAAGGCCCGGCCAACCCGGGCAGAAACAAGCGAUGUGGCCAAUGCUGUGCUUGAUGGGGCUGACUGCAUCAUGCUGUCGGGGGAGACUGCCAAAGGCUGCUUCCCUGUGGAGGCUGUAAAAAUGCAGCAUGCGAUUGCACGGGAAGCAGAAGCCGCAGUGUACCACCGCCAGCUGUUUGAGGAACUGCGCCGGGUAGCGCCACUGAGCCGGGACCCCACUGAGGUCACUGCCAUUGGAGCUGUGGAGGCUGCCUUCAAGUGCUGUGCUGCUGCCAUCAUUGUGCUAACCACCACUGGCCGCUCAGCUCAGCUUCUGUCUCGAUACCGACCUCGGGCAGCAGUCAUUGCUGUGACCCGCUCUGCCCAGGCUGCCCGACAGGUCCAUCUGUGCCGAGGCGUCUUCCCUUUGCUCUACCAUGAACCUCCAGAGGCCAUCUGGGCAGAUGAUGUGGAUCGCAGGGUACAGUUUGGCAUUGAAAGUGGAAAACUCCGUGGCUUCCUUCAUGUUGGGGAUUUGGUAAUUGUGGUGACAGGCUGGCGACCUGGUUCUGGCUAUACCAACAUCAUGCGGGUGCUGAGCAUAUCUUAAGAGGCCCCUCCCCCUUCUGACCUAGCUGCACCCCAUCCCUUCCAAUCCACACCCCUACCGUGGUCCUACAUCUGCCAUCUAGCCCCAUUCCAGAUGUCCCUCACCCUCUCUGCUUUGCAAAGGUCUCUGUCCAAUUAUGUACCAGUUACCCAGCAGCAUCAACUGUAUAUUCCUGUCUCCAGUCUGAUCAGUUGGAUCCUAAAAUAAGCUAAGUCUUUAAUCCCA
This is a messenger RNA of Nannospalax galili (Upper Galilee mountains blind mole rat), 1991 nucleotides long. It is a transcript of the gene Pklr, whose product is annotated as pyruvate kinase L/R. Lineage: Eukaryota; Metazoa; Chordata; Mammalia; Rodentia; Spalacidae. Bases 6 to 1766 code for a protein of 586 amino acids. The record is from RefSeq and is a predicted model, not a curated record. Gene Ontology annotation, biological process: cellular response to insulin stimulus; glycolytic process. Gene Ontology annotation, cellular component: cytoplasm. The transcript has 11 exons. Gene Ontology annotation, molecular function: magnesium ion binding; pyruvate kinase activity; potassium ion binding.